AUGAUCAUAAGAAUCUUGAUUCAUAUAUAUAAUAAUAAAACAUAUCUUUGAAUUUUCAGCACCGGCCAGCUUAUAAAUGAGUUCGACAUUCUGUCCUUGCUACUUCUUCGCAAAAAUUCCAUUAUAUAUAUCGUAUAAAUUUAGUUCCAUACUGCGUACAUAUGAACACGUCAUAACAUAAAAUAUUUAUCCACAAAGCAAAUCAAAUGCGAGGAACAUGGCCGGGUAAAGAGAAAACGAAUUUCGCAUGCUUUUGGUCAACUAUGUAAAAUACAAAACAAUGAUUUAUAAGGAAAAACGAAAUAUAUUCUUGUUUCAAUCAUCAAAAACCAUUAGUGUCCAUGCUAAGACUCCUAUAUAUAUAAACACGUAAAUGCACUUUUUGGAAAUCGCAUACGAAAAACAAAGUGAGAUAAUAAUCCCCACAUUUUGUCUAAACAAUCAAAUGGCUUACAUUAACAAGGUUUCAGCGGUGGCAGCCAUUUUAUUUUUUGCGGUUGCGAUUGCUCCGCUGCUAGCUGAGCCACAGACACCAACGUUUCCUAAGAUGGAUCCUGUAUGUGCCUCAGUGAUGCCUGACCUUCUCGAAAAGUGUUUCGCAACCGUUAGAGAAACGCCAACGGAUGAUUGCUGCAGCGAUCUCAAAACCGCGACCACAACGCAAGUCACUUGCCUUUGUGAUAAUUACAUAGCGAACCCGGCGAUUGUGAACAUCACGGGACCUUACUCCGCCGGAAUCACAACCAAAUGUGGCGUUUUUGACAAAUACUCUUGCAACAGUACUAGUAAUGGAGGAGGAGAAGGAAGCAGCGGCAACAGUAGCAGUAGCAGCAAUGGCAAAAACAACAGCACAAGUGAGGGCAAUGGGGGAAGAGCUAACACGGUUUCUGGAUCAAUGGCUGUUUUUGGUUUAAUUGCAAGUCUAAUCUGCGUUAUGUUUUAAUUUCAAUUUCAUUCGCUUUAUUUUGGACCGACUAGUUCCAUGUGAUACUUUCCUUCUUUUUUCUUUUGUUUGAAACUGAGAAUUCAAAAUAAUUACGUUUAUUUGAUUUCAUAUUCACCCAUUUGCCUGUAUUAUGGUCCUUCCUUUAUGAGAUUAUUAUUUUGAUCAACUUAUAUACAAGGCAAUGCAUAUUACCUAUACACUACAUAAAGAAGUAUAAAAUUUAUUUGAUAAGGAUAUAUAAUUUAUUAACUAUACACUAUAAAAAAUAUAAUUAAAGUCCAAAUUCUUUCAGUUAUCAAGAAUUUUUUAAAAAGAGAUAUACAUAUUUAAUACUCUCAUUAUGAAAAAAUUGCUAUGGUCACCAACUGAUUUUUAUUUUAACAAAAAACAACAUCUAAUUUUAGCUAUAUAUCAUCUUUCAUAUGUUAAAGCUUUCGAGUAAGCACAUGGUUACACAUUUGAUAUGAUUUAUUAAUUUCGGCUCAUAUUUUUUGACGUUACAAAUUUUUGUAAGUCGAACUUUUUACUCCCAAUUGUUGCGGUGACCAAAGAUGGCAACAUCAAAUGUUUUUACAUAAUUUAUCACUGGUAUUAGGACGAAAAUAGUUUAACCGGUUUAUUUCAAGAAUAUAUAUAUGUUACUUACAUGAUCAAUAUAUCACAGUAAUUUAGUUUAUGUGGAUAAUAGUAUAGACAUAUAUGUAACGAUUGUUUUGGAAGUUAUCACUAAUCACGUCGCGGUGGUUUAAUGGUUUCCACAAAAAGAAGAGUUCCCUGUUGGUUCAUACCGGAGAUAUUCUCUUCUAGUGCAAAAUUAUUUGUUUUACAUGUGGCCAUACAAACAUGUGUCCAUUGCUUACGUUCCAUUUGAAUACCUGGAGAAAUGGAUUAUCCGUAGACUGCAUCUUCUUUUGGAAAUUAGUCUAGACCUUCCAUAGGCCCGAGAUACCUCAGAUUAAUCAGAAAAAGUAAUCACCGAACUCGGUAAGUCAAUUGGUUUAAGUGCAUAUGUGAGUUUUGUUGCGUUAGUGGUUAGAAGCUUGGUGGAAUGAAUGUUUUAUGUCUUAAAUGCUAUCAACAAAGGCUGAUUUCCGACCAUAC
This is a messenger RNA of Brassica napus (rape), 2047 nucleotides long. RefSeq names its product non-specific lipid transfer protein GPI-anchored 28. The record is from RefSeq and is a predicted model, not a curated record. Lineage: Eukaryota; Viridiplantae; Streptophyta; Magnoliopsida; Brassicales; Brassicaceae. The transcript has 2 exons. Bases 374 to 943 code for a protein of 189 amino acids.